Molecule: messenger RNA, 3815 nt
Organism: Calypte anna (Anna's hummingbird)
Lineage: Eukaryota; Metazoa; Chordata; Aves; Apodiformes; Trochilidae
Gene: PRDM16
Product: PR/SET domain 16
Exons: 17
Coding region: 15-3815 (1266 amino acids)
Biological process (GO): regulation of transcription by RNA polymerase II
Cellular component (GO): nucleus
Molecular function (GO): DNA-binding transcription factor activity, RNA polymerase II-specific; histone H3K9 methyltransferase activity; protein binding
Source: RefSeq, a predicted model, not a curated record
CACAAGCCGACACGAUGAGAUCCAAGGCGAGGGCGAGAAAACUGCCCAAAAGUGACAGUGAGCUUGUAAAUAAUAUGUACGAGACCGACCCCGACCUCCUGGCUGGCGACAGUGCAGAGGAGGAGACAGAGGACAGUAUAAUGUCCCCCAUUCCUGUGGGACCUCCGUCACCCUUUCCCACCAGUGAGGACUUCACUCCCAAGGAGGGCUCACCUUAUGAAGCUCCCGUCUACAUUCCUGAUGACAUUCCAAUCCCACCAGAUUUUGAACUCAGAGAAUCUUCGAUUCCAGGGGCAGGGCUAGGGAUUUGGGCCAAAAAGAAGAUUGAAGUUGGGGAAAGAUUUGGACCCUGUAUGACAGUACAGAGGAGCACAUUAAAGGAAUCCAACUUUGGAUGGGAGCAAAUACUGACUGAUCCCGAGGUGACCUCCCAAGAGGGCAAUAUAAAAAAGAUUGCUGCUGAGCUGGGCAAUGAGAAGCUGUGUCUGGAUGCUGGCCAGGGUGGAACUGGGAACUGGCUGAAGUACAUCCGUGGGGCCUGCUCCUGCCAUGAGCAGAACCUUGCUGUCUGCCACCUGAACGACCAGAUCUUUUAUAAAGUUAUUAAAGAAAUUGAGCCAGGAGAAGAGCUCUUGGUGUAUUUGAAGGAAGGUGGUUAUUCACUUGGGAACAUGGCACCCAGCAUGGAAGAGGAGCACACGUUUCGCUGUGAGGACUGUGAUGAGCUCUUCCAGUCCAAGCUGGAGCUGCGGCGACACAAGAAGUACACCUGCAACUCUGUCAGCUCCCUCUAUGAGACCCUGAGUGAUGAGAUCAAGCAAGAAGGUCUUGGAGAUGGACAGGUCUACGAGUGCAAAGACUGUGAGAGGAUGUUCCCCAAUAAAUACAGCCUGGAGCAGCACAUGGUGAUCCACACCGAGGAGAGGGAGUACAAGUGUGACCAGUGUCCCAAGGCUUUCAACUGGAAAUCCAACCUGAUUCGUCACCAGAUGUCUCACGACAGCGGGAAACGGUUUGAAUGUGAAAACUGUGUGAAGGUGUUUACUGACCCCAGCAACCUCCAGCGGCACAUCCGCUCCCAGCACGUGGGGGCCCGGGCCCACGCCUGCCCCGACUGCGGCAAAACCUUCGCCACCUCCUCGGGCCUCAAGCAGCACAAGCACAUUCACAGCACUGUCAAACCUUUCAUAUGUGAGGUCUGUCACAAAUCCUACACGCAGUUCUCCAACCUCUGCCGCCACAAGCGGAUGCACGCGGACUGUCGCACGCAGAUCAAGUGCAAGGACUGUGGGCAGAUGUUCAGCACUACCUCCUCCCUCAACAAGCAUCGACGCUUCUGCGAGGGCAAGAACCAUUACAGCCCCGCAGGGAUCUUUGCCCCUGGCCUGCCCCUCACGCCCACUUCCAUGAUGGACAAAUCCAAGCCCUCUCCCAACCUCAACCACGCCAGCCUGGGAUUUAACGAUUAUUUUCCCUCCCGCCCGCACCCGGGGGGUCUUCCCUUCUCACCUGCCCCCCCUGCCUUUCCCGCCCUCACUCCGGGAUUCCCAGGGAUUUUCCCCCCAUCUCUGUACCCCAGGCCCCCCUUGUUACCACCCACACAACUGCUCAAAAGUCCCCUCAACCACACUCAAGAUGCAAAGCUUCCGAGCCCCCUGGGGAACCCGGCGCUUCCUCUGAUCUCUGCGGUGAGCAACAGCAACCAGGCUGCUUCGGGAGAGGAGAAAUGUGAAAGCAGCCUGGAGAAUUCCUACCUGGAGAAGCUAAAAGCCAGGAACAGUGACAUGUCCGAUGGCAGUGACUUUGAGGACGUCAACACGACCACAGGCACAGACCUGGAUACCACGACUGGCACGGGGUCAGACCUGGAGAGCGAUGCAGAGAGUGACAGGGACAAAACAAAAGAUAAGAGCAAACAAACUGAGAGCAAACCAGACUUUGUCAGCAGCACUGUGUCUGCCAGUUCCACCAACAACACGAGCGAGAUCCCUCUCUUCUAUUCCCAGCAUUCCUUCUUUCCUCCCCCUGAAGAGCACCUGUUGCCCACCACGGGAGCAGCCAAUGACUCCAUUAAAGCCAUCGCCUCCAUCGCCGAGAAGUAUUUUGGGCCUGGCUUCAUGGGGAUGCAGGAGAAAAAGAUGGGUUCGCUCCCCUACCAUUCCAUGUUCCCUUUUCAGUUCCUCCCCAAUUUCCCCCACUCACUCUAUCCUUUCACAGAACGGACCCUCAAUCACAACUUGCUGGUCAAGGCAGAACCAAAGUCACCCCGGGACCUCCACAAAGUCGGCAGCACCAGCUCCGAGUCCCCCUUUGAUCUCACCACAAAGCCAAAAGAGAUGAAGCCAAUCUUGCCACCCCCAAAGGUCCUGCCAGCCCCAUCCUCAGGGGAGGAGCAGCCACUGGACCUGAGCAUUGGCAACCGCAUCCGAGCCAGUCAGAACGGGGGGAGAGAGCCACGGAAAAACCACAUCUAUGGGGAGAGGAAGCUAAUGGCAAGUGAAGUCUUACCCAAGAUUUCCCAGUCUCAACUGCCUCAGCAGCCAUCCCUGCAUUAUGCUAAGCCAUCACCCUUUUUCAUGGACCCCAUAUACAGCAGGGUGGAGAAGCGGAAGGUGACAGACCCUGUGGGUGCCCUAAAGGAGAAGUAUCUGCGCCCCUCCCCGCUGCUUUUUCACCCCCAGAUGUCAGCCAUAGAAACGAUGACAGAGAAACUGGAGAGUUUUGCAGCCAUGAAGGCAGACACUGGCACAUCCCUGCAGCCCCUCCCACACCACCCCUUCAACUUCAGAUCUCCACCCCCCACGCUAUCAGACCCCAUCCUGCGCAAGGGCAAGGAGCGCUACACCUGCAGGUACUGUGGCAAGAUCUUCCCCCGCUCGGCAAACCUGACGCGGCAUCUGCGGACACACACUGGAGAGCAGCCCUACAGGUGUAAAUACUGUGACAGGUCAUUCAGCAUUUCCUCCAACCUCCAGCGGCACGUUCGGAACAUCCAUAACAAGGAGAAGCCAUUCAAAUGCCACCUCUGCAACCGCUGCUUCGGGCAGCAAACCAACCUGGACAGGCACCUGAAGAAACACGAGCAUGAGAACGUGCCAGUGAGCCAGCACUCUGGAGUCAUCACAAACCACCUUGGGACCAGUGCCUCUUCCCCAAACUCAGAAUCAGACAACCAUGCACUUUUAGAUGAAAAAGAGGAUUCGUAUUUCUCCGAAAUCAGAAAUUUUAUUGCAAAUAGUGAGAUGAAUCAAGCAUCAACCUUAGCAGAUAAAAGGCCAGAAAUCCAGAAUAUUGAUGGCAAUUCCCAGUGUCAUGGAUUAGCAAACGAGAAAACGGAGGAUGUGGAUGAUGAAGAUGAAGAACUGGAAGAGGAAGAUGAUGACAGCCUGACAGGGAAGUCACAGGAUGAAACAGCAUCACCCACUGCAGAGCCCCGAGGACCAUUUGAGGAUGAGGAAGAUGAAGAACCCACAUCUCUCACCAUGAGCUUUGACCACACCCGAAGGUGUAUUGAGGAGGACGAAGCCGGAUUGUUAGAUUUGGAGCAGAUGCCGAAUUUUGGGAAGGGGCUGGAUCUCCGCAAAGCAGCCGAGGAAGCCUUUGAAGUUAAAGAUGUGUUUAAUGCCACCUUAGACUCUGAGACAAUAAAACAGACUCUGUACAGGCAGGCUAAAAACCAGGCUUAUGCAAUGAUGCUCUCCCUGUCUGAGAACGCUCCCCUCCACACGUCCUCCCAGAACUCUCUGGGUGCUUGGUUGGACAUGGCAGGAGCAGCUUCAGAGUCGGGGACCUUUAACCCCAUCAACCACCUCUGA